CUUGCUGCUUGCCUGCCUGAUUUCCCUCUCUCUCUCACUCUCACUCUCACUCUCACUCUCACUCUCUCCUCUCUCCUCUCUCCCUCUCUCCUCUUCCCUCUCCUCUCCUCUCCUCUCCUUUCCUCUCCGCUCCUCUCUCUCUCUACUCUAUACUUCAUCCACUCGACCGCCUCUUUAGCUCCAUACCAUAACUUGUACUCACUUUCCACCCUAUCACUUCUAUACCCAACUACCCAACCUACCUUACCUUAAAUACUAGUCCAGUCACUCCACCCCCCCAAUCCACUGAUUCCCUCCCACUCUAACGAUGAAAUCAUGAUCACCGGCCCUACGACAACCCCCGGCAAUGGCGUGGUCGGGGGCUACACCGGCCAGAGUAUGGCCCUCCGCAUCGCCAUUGCAACCUUAGCCGCCAUCAGUUGGUACAACGCCGUAGAGCUGGUUAUUCUGGUCUUCGUCACCUUUGCUCAAUUCCGGGGUCCGUACUUCUGGUCGCUUCUGAUUUCCUCUCUCGGCCUCAUCCCCUACUCGACUGGCUUUCUCCUCAAAUACUUCGAACUCGCCCCGGCCGCCCUGUCGGUCACUCUGAUCACGAUCGGCUGGUAUACCAUGGUGACCGGGCAGUCGGUGGUGCUGUACUCGCGGCUGCAUCUCGUGCUACCUAACCCGCGCAUCCUCCGGCAGGUUCGGUACAUGAUCACGAUAGACGCUCUCCUUCUCCACCUCCCAACUACCGUCUUGACCUAUGGCUCGAAUCUCGCUCCCUCCAAAGCGCCCUUUAUCGCCGGCUACAACAUCAUGGAAAAGAUCCAGAUGACAUGCUUCUGCCUGCAGGAGUUCAUCCUGUCGGCGCUCUAUAUCUGGGAGACCGUGCGCAUGCUCCGGCUCGACCCCGACCGCGGCAAGCGUAAGAUCAUGUACCAACUCGUGGCCAUCAACCUGAUCAUCAUCUUCCUCGACUUGGGCCUAUUGGUGAUCGAAUACCGCGACCUUUACAUCAUGGAGACGAUGAUCAAAGGCGUGAUCUACAGCGUCAAGCUCAAGCUCGAGUUCGCCGUGCUCGGCAAGCUCGUCCUUCUCGUCCGGGGCCAUCACAUCUGGAAAUGCGACUCGGCCAUCGCCGUCAGCCCGCCGCCGCCCACCGCCGUGGACAACGACGAGCACUACCACCACCCGACGAUAACAACAACCACCGGGCGUGGCGUCGACUUCCCGGAUUUCGUCGACGCCACCCGCGUCACCUCGGACCUGACGCACCCGGGCACGCACGCGCCCAUCGCGACCCGACGGCGGUCACAUCCCUGGAUGGACAGCGAGGACGUCUCGAUCGCCAUGUUCGAGCACGCAACGUGCACGUCCACGCGGAGCAGCAGCGGUCGCGACCCGCAAACGGGCCACUCGGACGUCUCGCAUUCGUGGAGCGGCGAGACGCAGACGAAUAACUCGUUCCUGUCGACGACGGGCCAGGAACGCGAGCUGAGUCCCUUGGACUUCACGGGCAACUGGGGAAAGCCACAAGGGAGUUUUUAGAAUUCCAUCUAUAUCCUGGCCCAACCCUAUACUUAUUCGCUGAAUAGGUUAUUAUGAUUGAAUGAUUAUCACGAAGGUUAUGGUAUCAGCAGCAGCAGCAGCAGCAGCAGCAGUUUUUGAGUAUCGGGGGUUCAAUGUAGCACCCCCAUAGUAUAUUGGGUGUAGUUAAUUACAUGCACAUAAUUUAGCCGUUAUACCUUCAGG
Molecule: messenger RNA, 1734 nt
Organism: Aspergillus homomorphus CBS 101889
Lineage: Eukaryota; Fungi; Ascomycota; Eurotiomycetes; Eurotiales; Aspergillaceae
Exons: 1
Coding region: 316-1530 (404 amino acids)
Source: RefSeq, a predicted model, not a curated record